Molecule: messenger RNA, 2577 nt
Organism: Talaromyces stipitatus ATCC 10500
Lineage: Eukaryota; Fungi; Ascomycota; Eurotiomycetes; Eurotiales; Trichocomaceae
Product: voltage-gated chloride channel, putative
Exons: 8
Coding region: 1-2577 (858 amino acids)
Biological process (GO): transmembrane transport; chloride transport; intracellular iron ion homeostasis
Cellular component (GO): Golgi apparatus; membrane; early endosome
Molecular function (GO): voltage-gated chloride channel activity
Source: RefSeq, a predicted model, not a curated record
AUGACCCUCCCUCGCGCAUCAUCCAGCUCCGCACAGCCUCAUGGGUUCCUCUCCCCCAUCGAACCAUCAAGCCGACUAUCGCGACGGCUUUCUGGAUUCUCGGUCUCAGAUCAGAGCGACAAUGGGGCUGGAGACGGAGCUGCCAGCACAAACCAUCCGAAUCCCGCGGUAGCAGAAGAGAUCAAUGAAAUCAAGCGUUAUGAAGACUUUACCACAAUCGACUGGGUGCAAGAUGAGGUACAAGAGCAGAUUCGUCGUCGCGCACGGAGAAGAGAAGGGCACGGGUUUUGGGAUCAGGAGGGGACGUUUGGUUGGAGACGGAAGUUAUGGGAGUCCUACGAUGCAGGUCAAGCGUGGCUUGUGGUUACCAUUGUUGGCGCGGCGAUUGGAUUGAACGCUGCUUUGCUUAAUAUUGUGACGGAGUGGUUGUCGGAUAUCAAACUGGGGUAUUGUACCACCGCAUUUUACUUGAAUGAGCAGUUUUGCUGCUGGGGCGCAGAUAAUGGUUGUCCAGAGUGGCAUCGAUGGGGCGGGAAUGGUUUAUUCAACUAUAUAGUAUAUUUCCUUUUUGCGAUAACGUUCGCUUUUAUGUCUGCGUUCCUUGUUAAGUCCUUUGCGCCGUACGCAGCAGGCUCUGGAAUCUCAGAGAUCAAAUGUAUAAUAGCUGGGUUCGUGAUGAAGGGAUUCCUCAGCGCAACCACUCUCUUCAUCAAAUCGAUAGGCCUACCUCUUUCGAUCGCCUCUGGACUGUCUGUUGGGAAGGAGGGGCCUAGUGUUCAUUAUGCCGUGUGUACGGGAAACGUGAUUUCGCGAUUCUUCAACAAAUACAGGAGAAAUGCGGCCAAAACAAGGGAAAUUUUGACCGCUUCGGCUGGUACAGGUGUUGCGGUUGCCUUUGGUAGUCCAAUUGGUGGAGUAUUGUUUUCUCUAGAGGAAAUGUCUACUUACUUUCCCCUCAAGACUCUCUGGCGAAGUUACUUUUGUGCUUUGAUAGCAACUGGCGUACUAGCGGCUAUGAAUCCCUUUAGAACCGGUCAAUUGGUUAUGUUUCAGGUCAAAUAUGACCGUACAUGGCACUUUUUCGAGUUAAUCUUCUUCGUCAUUCUCGGUGUCUUUGGUGGUUUGUACGGAGCGCUGGUCAUCAAGUGGAACUUACGAGUGGCAGCUUUCCGGAAAAAGUAUCUGGGGCCUUACCCUGUUACGGAAGCUGUGGUUCUUGCUGGCUUGACCGCAUUGCUUUGCUAUCCAAACAUCUUUCUCAGAAUCAACAUGACACAAGCCAUGGAGGUGCUAUUUCGAGAAUGUGAAGGCGAUAAUAACUAUGAAGGUAUUUGCGAAAAACAAAACCGCUGGUCGAUGGUGUUUUCGCUUCUUAUUGCUACAAUCCUUCGCGUUUUCCUGGUCAUCAUUUCCUACGGAUGCAAAGUCCCCGCCGGUAUUUUUGUCCCGUCAAUGGCAAUAGGCGCAUCGUUUGGAAGACUGGUCGGUAUUCUCGUGCAAGCUCUGCAUGAAUCCUUUCCAGAUUCUGGUUUCUUUGCGGCCUGCGAACCGGAUGUACCUUGUAUUACGCCGGGGACGUAUGCUUUCCUCGGUGCCGCUGCAGCGUUGAGUGGGAUUAUGCAUCUCACGGUGUCUAUUGUUGUUAUCAUGUUUGAACUUACGGGAGCUUUGGUUUAUAUUCUUCCUACUAUGAUUGUUGUUGGUGUCACCAAAGCCGUUAGUGAACGCUUCGGCAACGGCGGUAUCGCAGACCGAAUGAUCUGGGUCAACGGCUUCCCAUUCCUGGACAAUAAAGAAGACCACGUCUUCAACGUCCCCGUUUCUCGCGUCAUGACGAGCAGUCCACUCUCUCUACCGGCAUCUGACCUACCUGUCCGUGAAGCGGAACACUUGUUAAACGACAACAAAUUCCAAGGCUUCCCCAUCGUCGAGGACAGAGCCAGCAAAAUUCUAAUCGGAUACAUUGGCCGUACAGAACUGCAUUACGCGAUAAACAAAGCAAGGCGAAUGCAGCCGCUAUCUCCCAACGCGAAAUGCGUAUUUACGCACGAGGCCCCUGCUUCAUCUACCAGGAUACAUAGUCCAGCACCCACAGCGUCGGGACCGUAUCUAGAUGCCCCGCAGACAUUUGACGAGUUGGAGAAUACAGCUGGAUUAAAGACGGUCGAUUUUACGCCGUAUGUCGAUCAUACCCCGAUCUCCAAAAUGGGCCCGCGUGUAUCUCGUCGAGCAACGAGCCGUUUAAUGGGUCUAGUCACUGUGAAAGACUGCCUCAAGUAUCAAUUCAAAGUCGAAGCGCAGGAGAACGCGACUACCACCAACGGCGCAAAUGCGGAUAGUCACGACGAGAACGAAGGGGGUGUUGCUACGCUUGAAGACAGAGCGUGGUCUUUCUUUCAAAAAGUAGGCCAUACAUUACGACUUAUUCGGAACCGGAGUAUUAGACUUGAUGGAUCCGCGGGAGCGAGACAUGGACGAAGGGAUCGGAUGGCUGAGAAUACAGAUGAGUAUCAAUAUGGUAUUCUUGAAGGGACCGAGGAAAGCGGUCCGGUCGAGUUGGAGGAUCGUGUUAGGUGA